This is a messenger RNA of Leguminivora glycinivorella, 2866 nucleotides long. RefSeq lists its product as uncharacterized. Bases 20 to 2845 code for a protein of 941 amino acids. Lineage: Eukaryota; Metazoa; Arthropoda; Insecta; Lepidoptera; Tortricidae. Gene Ontology annotation, cellular component: centriole; centrosome; nucleus. The transcript has a single exon. Gene Ontology annotation, biological process: cilium assembly; centriole elongation. The record is from RefSeq and is a predicted model, not a curated record. Gene Ontology annotation, molecular function: tubulin binding.
UCAACUUUGUAGGAUUUUUAUGGGAUUUUUGUUAUUAGUGUUUACUUGUUGUAUGAAAUGUGCUAUUAAAACUCUUGCAAUGAACCAAUCGUAUUCAGAAAGCGACGUGUCGCUGUCCCCCACACAAAUAUUGGAGCGACUACAUUUGCUGCGUCAGCUACAGUUGUUACAACAGGACAAACUUCUUCAACAGCGGCAAUUGUAUCAAGAGUCGCCGCGGAACUCCAGCAUUACGGAGGUCGUCAGUCAGUUCAGUGCAAGUACGAGCUUUAACACAUUUCGGAGCUUGCUAAGUUCGGAAUCUUCGACAGACCCGACGCCGCGACUGCACUCAAGUAAAUCGCAAUUGAACCAACAGGACUUAGUGGAAGGCGUCGCUGUCCUCAACCUAUCCCAAGAAUCGGAAUUCAUUAUCACUUCUCCCAUAUCUAGCAGAAGCAAAGCUUCCAAUGCAUCUCAAGCACCAACAGAGUCUGGGACAAGUGCAGGUACACAGUCUUUAGCUAAGAAACAAAUAUCUUUAGAUGAUAUGCCAGUGCUGACUCCUAAGAAAGACUUUGAAGCCCUAAUAAUUGAAAAACUUAAAAAUGAAUUGGAUGCACCCAAACCCAAAAUCUUACAAAAAGAAGGUCCCCCAAAUAAAAGUAAGAAACCAUUUCUAAAGAGAGGUGAAGGCUUGACGCGCUUUGGGCUGCAGAAAAACAAACCUGUCAUACAGAGUACAUAUGCUUUGCCUUGGAAAAAGGCUUCUGAUGUGAAAAAAGGACCUGAGAUAGUUAAAAAUACUAAAUCAUCAGAUAAUUCUAAAAGAAAAAGUGUAAAUGUACAAAUUGUGGUUUCUAAACCAAGACCUGAAGCUAAAAAGAAACCUGCUGAUGACAAAAUAGUUCAAUCAAAAGAAGUAUGUGAUAAACAAGCCAAUAUUAAAACUCAAGAGUCAGUCAAGCAAGGAAAUAACAAGCAAUUGUCUAGUAAAGUUGAUUCUAGCAAUUGUGAACUGCAUGGUCCAAAACCACCUUCACCGCCUAAAGAAAGAGAAAUUAAAUUACAAUUACCUACAGGAAAACAUCCAAUACUGGCAAAUAAGGGCAAAACCUGGGCCGCAGUCCUGACUAAAGAACAGGAUGAUUUCCUUCGGCAACUCAAACAAAGCGACUAUUAUAAAAAUUUUACUUCUCCUGCAAAAAGCAUUCUUUCCGACAUCAGUUGCGAUGAAACACUCAUCAAACUAAGACAGGAGAGGGAAAUGGCAGAGCAAAAUAUGUUUGAACUGCUUGAAAACAAAGUGGAUCGUGAAAGCUUCAAUUUAAACAAUUCAUUUAUCAAUAGAUUUUUACAGGGCAGUAGUUUAGAAUAUUCAGGGGAUAGUACCCCUGUAAUUAUGCAGAGAUGUUUAGCGAGCAAUCCUAAACUGAUGACCUUAUACCCCAACAUUCCUCAGACUAGAAAUGAAACUUGUCAGAGUGAUGUUGACUGCAACAGCGAAUACACAGAGUGUUGUAGCGAUGCAUGCUCUUCUGAAUGUAGCUGUUCUUGUAAUAACACUAUAGAAGAAUCCAACAACCAACAUGAUAUUCCCAAAAGUAAUAAAAAUCAGGUUGUCCAGAAUAAUAAAACAAAUAAAACAACAAAAGAGGCUGACAAACAAUCACAAGUUGAACAAUGUCAUAAUGACAAAGAAAUUGACAGCAUGACAGAAAAUAUGGCAGAAAUGAAUGCUAAAUUAGUUGCUACAAGUGAACUCUUAAAAGAUAGGCUCCAUGAAUUAGAGGAUGAAAUUGAAACAUUUAGAAAAGAAAAUACAAAUUUAACGAAAAUGAGAGAAGAAAUUGAUAUGGAGAAACAAAAGUUCUAUGAAGAAAAAUCAACCUUUGAGCAAAAGUUUAAUGAGGAGAAAAUUUUAUCAGAAUAUUAUUUAGCUGAGGAAAAAGAGAAAUUGACCAAGCAAAAGCAAAUCUAUGAAAGGCAAGUGAGAGAGAUGAGAGGUCGGCUUAAUAAAAAAGACAAAGAUGAAGUUGUUAAUCUGAAGAAAGAAAUAAGUGAUCUGAAAGAAGAAAUGAGACUAAAGGAUGCCAAAUACACCACAGUAGCCGCAAGACUUCGUAAUCAGUUAAAGAUUAUGGAGAAAGAAAAGAAAGAUUUGCAGGAAGAAGUAGAAAAGUUAAAAAAGGAAAACCGCAGGAUUCAACAUAGCAACGACAUUACAAGGCGAAUGACUAAUAUGAAAUAUUUGGAAGAAAUCAACAAGAAGUUGUCUAAGGCUAAGAGUGCUCAGGCUCAAGUAGUGCAGGAUGCUGAUAUGAAGUAUAAAACAUUAGAAAUGGAAAGGCAAAGUAGAAGCAGAGUGCAGGCUCCAAAGAAUACACUCAGAGUCAGGGCUAAAAGUGUCCCCAAUCUCAAUGUGACAUCUCGGUAUGCAAAGUACUUUAGCCAGAGAGAUGUAAUGAGUCCAACUGAAAGGAAUCAUACUUUGAAUAUAGACAGGUAUCCCUCUGACGAUAUUGAUGAUGAUGAUGGCCAAUAUGAAAGACAAAGUUUAGGUGACACAGAAUCUCUUAGCGGAAGAGAAGCAUCAGAUAAUGAAAAUGACAAUAGCUUAGAGAAAAUAUACAUGGAGAGAUUUCAAGAACAUUCAAAAGAUGAACCUAUUGAAAAACCUAGAUCAAGCUACUCAAGUUCUAAUCACAGUUUUGAAAAAACAAAUAUCAGUCAAAAACAUGAUACCUUCUUCAUUCACAGAUCUAAUUCAGGUUGUACAAGAGAAUCCAAGUCUCCAAACUGUCACCUCACAGCCAACCAAUUGGAUCCAUUUCAAAUAGAUCCAAGUCUCCAGUGUCUAUAUUAAGCCACAGAUCUCACAAAUCAC